AUGCCAUCUACCAACGGUCGUCUUCACUUUUCGCUUUGGAAUCGCAUCAUCCAUGGUCGACAUUCUCACGAUGAUGACGAAGAGACGGUUUGUUUGGAUCGAAAUAAUGGCGUCGAUAUGAUUCAUGUGCGACGGAUCCCCAUGGAAGUCGUCGAUGAAAGCGACGAUACUGCGAAUUCGACAGUUCCACCGCCCUUCAUGGAGCCGCAUCCAACACGAUUUUGGAUCUACAACAAGGCUCAUGGACAUCAUCAUAAUAUCAUUGGGGAGAAUGCCGGCAUGAGCCCACGAGGACCACGAAGAUGGACUGCUGCUUCCGCAAACAAACAACGAGACUAA
Seminavis robusta is the source of this 339-nucleotide messenger RNA. The record is from the annotation of a GenBank genome assembly. NCBI's taxonomy places the organism in Eukaryota, Bacillariophyta, Bacillariophyceae, Naviculales, Naviculaceae.